AUCAAAAGAUAAUGACUUCUCCGACGCUACGCACGUCGUCGCACUUGAGCUAAAUGAUAUUAUCGCAUUAAAUUAGAUAGACGCAGAAAAUGUGAUACGUUUUAAACACAGUGAUUUUGCAAUGAUUUAAUCGAGUUUAAUAUGCAAGUGUUUGCUUCUCAAUAAAUUUAAAAAUUCGUUUUUUUUUUAUUAUUUCUGUUUAGUUUUUUGUGACCACACAAUGUAAAAAUCCUUUGUUUUACAAGUGCAGUGUAUAAUGUGUUGAAAAUACCAAAAUGAAAGUUAUAGAAGCCAAAAUAGUUGUUCUAGGAUCGCAAGGUGUGGGGAAGACCAGCCUUGUAGUGAGGUAUAUAGGAAAGAUGUUCUCCAAACACAUCUCGCCAACGAUCGGUGCCUCCUUCUUUACUUGCAACAUCAACGUAGACGAUGCCAGGGUCAAACUGCAGGUAUGGGACACAGCAGGCCAGGAGCGGUUUCGAUCAAUGGCCCCCAUGUACUAUAGGAACGCUAAUGCAGCCCUACUGGUAUUCGACAUCACCAACAUACACAGCUUCACAGCUAUCAAGGGAUGGGUCAGAGAACUGCACAGCAAUGUACCAGAACCGAUGGUGCUGUCAAUGGUGGGUAAUAAAUGCGAUUUGGAAGAAAGACGGGAGGUCUCCCACCACGAGGCGACACAGUAUGCGGCAUCCAUCGGUGCACAUUACUGCGAGACAUCAGCUUUGCAUGACCAGGGUAUCGACCAGGUGUUCCGCAGCACUGCGACAGCUCUCCUGAAGAUGUCCAGCUCCAGUCCAAUGUCCUCGCUGCGCACAUACGACACGGCGGAUGGUAAUCCAAGUGAAGAGAUGGCCACACAUACUGGUAAAGUGGAAUUACCAGCUUGGAGUAUAGGGAAUAUAGCGCACGGGGAAAUGCAGAAGAAUAUGUGUUGCUGAUGUCUGCCGGCAGGUGGCGCCUGUUCUCAUAUUCCAAAAUAUUCAAAAUAUCUUUAUUCAUGUAGGUCUAUUACAGACUCUUACGAUAUGUCAAAUCUACCGUCAG
Achroia grisella is the source of this 1044-nucleotide messenger RNA. It is a transcript of the gene RabX1, whose product is annotated as ras-related protein Rab-31. Gene Ontology annotation, molecular function: GTPase activity; GTP binding. The transcript is spliced from 6 exons. The record is from RefSeq and is a predicted model, not a curated record. Lineage: Eukaryota; Metazoa; Arthropoda; Insecta; Lepidoptera; Pyralidae. Bases 276 to 938 code for a protein of 220 amino acids.